UGGCAGCACAAGCAAGCGGUGCGUGUUGGCCGCAGCCUGCCUGGCGCCGAGUGAGAGAAGAGCGAGUAGUACUGUAGUAGUAGUAGUGGUAGUAGUAGUACCUGUUCAUUUUGAACAAGGCGAGGGGUUUUACUAGGGCUUUAUAGAAUUCAAACCACCAUCAUCUCCCCUCCCGUCCUCCCCUCCUAAAGCUCGUGAGCAUCAAUUAAAGAGCAGCACCCAGCGCGACCACCACAACGCUCAAGAAAUUUCUAGACCAACUUCUCAAGAAGAAAUGAAUGUGUGGAGAUCUAAUUCCCUCAACACGCUGAGAUCUCUGACAUGUCUGCGCCGGUCGGCGACUGUUUGCAGAGACCUCUCAGCCUCCCUCGGCUUCUAUCCUUCUUCAAUGUCUCGGCUUGCAGCCCCUUUUGGCUCCUCCAUCCGCUUCCUUCGAACCGGCCGUGACGCCGCCGUCGGCUACGAAAUCCCACCUCCCGUCAACUGGGGCAUCCGGAUUGUCCCUGAAAAGAAAGCUUUCGUCAUAGAACGCUUCGGCAAAUACGUCAAGACUCUAGAAUCUGGAAUACACCUUCUGAUUCCCUUGGUCGACCGAAUUGCGUAUGUGCAUUCCCUUAAGGAAGAGGCCAUUCCCAUUCCGGACCAGUCUGCUAUCACCAAGGAUAAUGUCAGCAUCUUGAUUGAUGGGGUGCUUUAUGUUAAGAUUGUGGACCCUAAAUUGGCUUCUUAUGGUGUGGAGAAUCCCAUAUAUGCUGUUGUUCAACUUGCCCAGACAACAAUGCGUAGUGAGCUAGGCAAAAUCACCCUCGACAAAACAUUUGAGGAAAGAGACACAUUAAAUGAAAAUAUAGUGAGAGCCAUUAAUGAGGCUGCUAAAGAUUGGGGCCUGAAGUGUCUCCGUUAUGAAAUAAGGGAUAUAUCUCCUCCUCGUGGAGUAAGGGCAGCAAUGGAGAUGCAGGCAGAAGCAGAACGCAAAAGGAGAGCUCAAGUUCUAGAGUCAGAAGGAGAGAGACAGGCAAAUAUUAAUAUUGCUGAUGGAAAGAAAAAUUCAGUGAUCUUAGCAUCAGAAGCUGCAAAGAUGGAUCAGGUUAACAGAGCCCAAGGUGAAGCAGAAGCCAUCCUUGCUAUUGCAGAAGCAACAGCAUCUGGAAUAACUCUUGUUUCGCAGGCUCUUAAAGAAAGUGGAGGUGUAGAGGCGGCGAGUCUGAGAAUUGCUGAGCAGUAUAUCCAAGCCUUUAGCAAGAUUGCCAAGGAGAGCACUACAAUGCUGCUUCCUAGCACCGCUGCCAAUCCUUCCAGCAUGAUGGCUCAAGCUCUGGGUAUAUACAAAAGCCUGAUUGGUAGAUCUUCUGGGGUCGGCUCACACGAGGUUUUUAAUCCUAUGGUAACCGAGAAUUACAAGGGUGAUGUUGACGCUGAGGGUGCCUCAGAAGCUAGAGAUGAUGGCCAGGGUCCCACGGCUACGACCGCAGCAGGUCAUCUUAGCGAUACAAGUUUUUCACUUCAAAGGCCAAAGAAUGAAUGAAGACAACAAAAGUUGAUUUGAUUUGAUGCCAACCACAUUGAUCGAUUGCAUUGGGGGCGGCGGGGCCGGGGGGGGGGGGGUAGUGACUACUUGCUCUACUUUUUUUUUUAAAUUUGUCUAAUUUCUUUAGAUGUUGACAAGGGGAUGUUAUUCUACCUUUUUUGUGGGAUCUAUUUUGGACCUGCGGAUUUUUUUAAUGUUUUUUUUUUGGAAAUAGAAGAAGUGCAGAACUGGAGAGAUAAUUUUCAAGCAAAGCAAAAUGUUACUGCCUUUCCUUUUAAUGGAAAUUUUCUUGCUAAGUUCAACA
Molecule: messenger RNA, 1832 nt
Organism: Malania oleifera
Lineage: Eukaryota; Viridiplantae; Streptophyta; Magnoliopsida; Santalales; Ximeniaceae
Exons: 9
Coding region: 275-1525 (416 amino acids)
Cellular component (GO): membrane
Source: RefSeq, a predicted model, not a curated record